GUGGGCGCAUGCGCAGAAGACGUGGCAGUCUGCGUAGCAGGGACCGAGGAGCUGGGUCGGUCUGGCCAGAGGCCUCCGGUUGUCGGGAUGGACGAGGAUAUUUUGACCACGCUGAAGAUCCUCAUCAUCGGAGAGAGCGGCGUCGGCAAGUCUAGCCUUCUGUUACGGUUUACCGAUGAUACAUUUGAUCCAGAACUUGCAGCAACAAUUGGUGUUGACUUCAAAGUGAAAACAAUAUCUGUUGAUGGAAACAAGGCUAAACUAGCAAUCUGGGACACUGCAGGUCAGGAACGGUUCAGAACGUUAACACCCAGCUAUUACAGAGGAGCACAGGGUGUUAUAUUAGUUUAUGAUGUCACAAGAAGAGACACUUUUGCUAAACUAGACAACUGGCUAACUGAACUAGAAACAUACUGCACAAGAAAUGAUAUAGUUAAAAUGUUAGUAGGAAACAAAAUCGAUAAGGAAAACAGAGAAGUUGACAGAAAUGAGGGUCUCAAGUUUGCCCGAAAACAUUCCAUGUUGUUCAUAGAGGCAAGUGCAAAAACAUGUGAUGGUGUACAGUGUGCCUUUGAGGAGCUUGUUGAGAAAAUCAUACAGACUCCAGGACUGUGGGAAAGUGAGAGCCAAAACAGAGGUGUAAAGUUGUCAAACAAUGAAGAGGGCUAUCGAGGCGGCUGCGGUGGCUACUGUUCUGUGUUAUAAACUCCGGAAGACUUAUUCUUUGGUGUAUUUAAAUGGAUAGUGGUGUCCUCUGUACAUAAACUUACAUCUGCUAUUUUAGGGACCUUGCGGUUUGCACAUAUUUGUGUAUCACGGCAGUGAACAUUUUUCUAGGAAAAUGUGCUCUGCAGCUUUUCCAGUUGAGAAGUGUUAUGGUUAGCAUGCCUAAUUUGAAACGUAUAGGUUCUUUUUAUAUGUAGCAUAAGAACUUGUUGCAGGAACAAAGACACUCAGAUUUCAUAAUUAUCAUGGAAUUACUUUGGGGAAAUAUUUCAAACACAUGUUGGCUUCAUUCUGUUUAACUCGGGUCUUUAACUCAACUAUGGCACUGUUUGAGGCACACAAAUCUCAAAUGGUACAAGUCGAUACAUGUAAAAUUUGCACAAUUUUAUUGGCAAAGGCCUUUUCUUACCAGUUUAACAGCAUGGAUAUACAAUCCCUUUUUAGCUUUAAGCAACACUUUUUCUAGCUUGUAACUAAUCCCAGUUAAAAUCUGUGAUCUUGAAAGAGGUGCAAAUUACUUUUGGCGGGGGUUGGGUGAAAAGAGGAGAUUUUAAAUUUUUUUCACUUCAGUGAAUACUAUGAUUGUCUAAUUGGAUUUUUUAUUUUUUUUAAUCCUGAAUGUGUGUGCGCGUGGCACUCUUGCACCAUGGCAUUUAUGAUGUAGUGUGCUAUGGACCUGCAGGAGAUUUUUUUCCUUUAGGUUACAGGCUUAAUGGAGUCUCAUUGUGAAUCACUUUGCCAAGCUUUGAAUGCUUAUUUCUAAAUGUUAGCAAUGUAAUUUAAUUUCAGUAACUCAAAACUGUUGCUCAUAUGUAAUUUGAAUGGUCUGAACCAGAUGACUGCUCAACUUGUGGCUGUUGGUUCUGAAGCUUAAAUAAUGUUUAAAAGCUCUGUCUUCUGGGUGUGUAUGUGUAAGGCAUGUGCUAUUUCAUUGGAAUUUGCUGUAACAAACAGCCAAUGAAUUGCUCAUUUCAGAGAACUUGUAUAGACUAAUAAAUUUUUUUCACAGUAUUCACUUUUUUGUAACAUCUUCCUCAUGUACAGGUGAAUUUUGUAAGACACAAUUGAAGAUCUCUUGGACUAUUGAUCCUGUAAUAGACAACACUAAUGACUUAAAAUACUGUGGGGUACUGAUAUUUUGCAGUAUGAGCUACUGUGCAAUUUCCUGUAAAUAUAUACAGUAAACUGAAA
Messenger RNA from Podarcis muralis (Common wall lizard), 1917 nucleotides. It is a transcript of the gene RAB18, whose product is annotated as RAB18, member RAS oncogene family. NCBI's taxonomy places the organism in Eukaryota, Metazoa, Chordata, Lepidosauria, Squamata, Lacertidae. The record is from RefSeq and is a predicted model, not a curated record. Gene Ontology annotation, molecular function: GTPase activity; GTP binding.